UCUACGAUAAACAACUUGUUACAGUAUCCGAUCGUAAAUGUCAAACUUCAAGGCCACUUCAGAUUCGUGAAAAGCGUUUAACAUUUUUAGAAUAAUUCAGGUUUUAAAAUUAAAUUAACAAUAACAAAAGAAGGCAUUAAUUAUUUUUUCAUAUAACAUUGUAUAGACAGAUAGUGCUGAGUGAAAGUAUAUAAUAAAAACACUUUACGAUAUUAUACAAAAUAAACUUAAGUAGUUGUAAGAUUUAUUAUAACAUAAGAUUUAUAUUAAACCGUUGUAGUAAACGCCGCCAAAAUUGCUUUCUACUCGAAAUAUAACGGAAAUAUUCCCGCCAUGGCAAAGCCAGUAUUAUACUCAUACUGGCGGAGUUCAUGCUCAUGGCGAGUAAGAAUUGCCCUCAAUUUAAAGGAGAUUCCAUAUGACAUUAAAGCUGUUAGCCUCAUAAAAGGUGGUGGGGAGCAACACUGCAAUGAAUAUAGGGAAGUCAAUCCAAUGGAGCAAGUACCAUCGCUAUCUAUUGAUGGCCACACAAUAAUAGAAUCAUUGAGUAUAAUGCAUUAUUUGGAAGAAACUAGACCACAAAGGCCACUGAUGCCUCAAGAUUGUUACAAGAGAGCCAAAGUUAGAGAAAUAUGUGAAGUUAUAUCAUCAGGUAUACAGCCUCUACAAAAUCUAAUAGUCCUGAUACAUGUGGGAGAAGAGAAGAAGAAGGAGUGGGCGCAACACUGGAUCAUGCGAGGGUUUAGAGCUGUGGAGAAACUACUGUCUGCUUCUGCUGGGAAGUAUUGCGUGGGAGAUGAGAUCACAUUAGCCGACUGCUGUCUGGUCCCACAAGUGUUCAAUGCAAGAAGAUUCCAUGUAGACUUACGUCCGUUCCCAAUAAUACUGCGCGUUGAUAGAGAACUGGAGAAUCACCCGGCGUUCCGCGCCGCGCACCCCUCCGCGCAGCCCGACUGCCCGCCGGAGGUCGCCAAGUGAACAAUCUGCAGUCAAAGGAUGCAGGUGGUUAACUGGUUACCCAGUACUAUAUCAGGUAUUAACUUUAACAUCUCAUUUAAAUA
Messenger RNA from Papilio polytes (common Mormon), 1061 nucleotides. It is a transcript of the gene GSTz1, whose product is annotated as probable maleylacetoacetate isomerase 2. Lineage: Eukaryota; Metazoa; Arthropoda; Insecta; Lepidoptera; Papilionidae. Gene Ontology annotation, biological process: L-phenylalanine catabolic process; glutathione metabolic process. Gene Ontology annotation, molecular function: maleylacetoacetate isomerase activity; glutathione transferase activity. The record is from RefSeq and is a predicted model, not a curated record. Gene Ontology annotation, cellular component: mitochondrion; cytoplasm. Bases 334 to 978 code for a protein of 214 amino acids. The transcript is spliced from 5 exons.